Rubroshorea leprosula is the source of this 1559-nucleotide messenger RNA. Lineage: Eukaryota; Viridiplantae; Streptophyta; Magnoliopsida; Malvales; Dipterocarpaceae. The record is from the annotation of a GenBank genome assembly.
AGAGGGAAAAACUCGAAGGGAAAGGAGGAAUCUUGAGAAUCUCGAAAGGGAGCGGCCGACAGGGGUUGGGAGAUUAUGAAGCUGUCGGCGAAAGCCUCGUCGAGUCCUGGACGGGUGGAGAAGUAUCCGCCGCCGUUGAUGCGGUUUCUGAGGAGCAAUGUGGGGAGCAGGAGUAAGGGGAGGUCGCGUUCGAGUCCCAUGUUUGUACGGAAGAAGAACACUGCCAUUGAGACACAGGAGCCGUCGUCGCCGAAGGUAACAUGCAUGGGGCAAGUCCGGGUCAGGCGGUCGAAAAAACCGGAGAAAACACCCGUUGGUCCCGCCAGAAAUGGCGCUCCGACGCGGUGGCGGCGGUUCAAGUGGAUCCGCAAUGUGCUGUUUUGCCUUCGUUUUUCUAGGAAACUAAAGCCUAAGGCCUUCCGACGGCCCUCCUGGUGCAAGUGGGUAGUAUCAUUCAAUUGGGGUUCUCUCGGAAAACCGAAGAUUAGGGAAGACUCAUCAAGAAUAGAAUCAAAUUUCCGAAGCAAGGUUGAAGAUUCCGUCCAGGAAGCCGGAGAAGACUCCGACGACAAUGAAAACGGAGAAGAAGAAUCCAAGAUUUUUGCGUCUUCCUCCUCCUCACCACCCAAAAACGCUUUGUUGUUAACUCGCUGUAGGUCCGCACCAUACAGAUCUUCUUCUUUAGCAAGUAGAUUUUGGGGUUCGCCUUUAAGCACUGAAGAAACAAAACCAAAACCAGAAGAACAAACAACAAAACUAGAAAACGGAGAACCCGACAAGCCCACAUCGGGAAGAGAAUCCAUUAGCAGAGAUUCGGAGCAAGAAUCAAAAACAGAUCCAGAAACUGAAGAAAAGUCAGGUUUUCUCAAUCAUUCUGAAGGUAAAAUUGCAAAAUCUGCUAAUAGUGAAGUACCAAAAGAGGAGCAAUUAGCAACCAUACGGCCUCCGAUUCUCACCAGGUGUAAAUCAGAACCGGCGAGAACCACAGUAAAGCCCGAUCCAGAGAUGAUUUUCUGGAAGAAAAGAAGGUUGGGUUUCACGUGAUUGAUUCAAUUUGUCGACUUUUCUCUUUGCUGAUCCAUUUUCCCUCAUUUCUCAGGUUUUCUUGACCAUGUCUAGAUUGAAUAUAGUUUUUGGAAGCAUUUUUUUGCUCUCAACUUCUUCAUUACAUUUGACAUCUGGAGCUGUAUGAGAGAAUCUCAAUGGCUCCAUGGCAAUAUAUAAAGCUAAGUGGGUUUUUUAUUUUUUUUUUUUCUUUUCCAAUUUUUAAUCCUACACUGAAAGAUGAAACAAGAAAGAAAUUGUUUUUGUGUGUUGUUGAUCAUCUUCUCUUCUGCAACACCUCUCAUGGGCAGUUUGUAUUUAUUACUACUUUCAAUGGCAUUAGAACCAUAUUUUACUGGAACCACUUUUGUUGUUUUCUGCCUUUUUUUUAGCUUUUGCUUGAUGGGCUUUUCUGGGUUCUUGAUUAGUUUUAUGCAUCUUUGGAUACUCUGACCAACCUUUUGUGUUUGGUAGAAAGCUUAUAUGGUUAUCUGCAAUGAAAUGGGCCAGCAACA